CGCCACGUGAUUCCCAUGCUUCUUAAUUCGCAAUUGACCACUUCCAUUCAUCCUGGAGAUCUUUGCGUUUGUGCACCCACUGGAAGUGGAAAGACUCUUGCUUACGUGCUUCCUAUUUUGCAUCAUUUAUUACAGAAGAGAAUGCGAAAGUUGCGGUGCCUUAUUAUUUUACCUACGCGUGAUUUAGUGCAACAAGUUUAUAAAGUUGUAGAAAAGUAUGCGAAGGGAACAUCGUUAAAGUUUACAAGUUGUACAGGACAAACAAGUUUUGAGGCGGAGCAAAAACUUUUAGUUUCUUUUAACAAAGUUACUGGCGCGUAUGAAAGUUUAGUUGAUAUUGUUGUGGCUACUCCCGGGCGUCUAUUGGACCAUCUUGGCUCGACACGUGGUUUUACUCUACAAUAUUUGCGUUUUUUGGUCCUCGAUGAAGCUGAUCGUUUGUUUUAUGAGAGUUAUUAUGAUUGGCUUUCCAAGACAUUGAAAAGUAUAUAUUCUGCAGAUGAACCUUUUAGAGAGGAGCCCGUGGUGCUGACUCCAGCGUUUAUACAGAUCCCCACAUUGCCUUUACAAAAACUAGUCUUUUCCGCCACGCUUACACCAAAUCCUCAAAAGUUGUCUGCACUUCGAUUGCAGUUUCCCAAGUUUAUUACCGCCGCUACCUACGAAAAGUUUGUGACGCCAGAAAAGUUAAAAGAAUACAAGAUUGUUUGCUCUACGCUCGAAAAGCCGCUUGUUUUAGUCUAUUUACUCCAAAAGUUGAACUUUAAAAAUGUGCUUUGCUUUACUUCCAGCGUGGAAUCCACUCAUCGCUUAUUUUUAUUACUGAAACUUUUUGGAGGCAUUUCAGUGGCUGAAUAUUCAUCUCUUCUACCUCAAAAAACGAAGGAACACGUGCUUGAAGCCUUUAAGUGUAACCAGAUUGAUGUAUUGGUUUGCUCUGAUUCAAUGGCACGUGGCAUGGACCUUGAAAAUGUUGAAAAAGUUAUUUGCUUUGACGCUCCCUUUCAUAUGAAGGCAAACUUUUACUACUGUUAUAUAUUAUUAUUUUUAUUGUUAUUAUAA
Molecule: messenger RNA, 1062 nt
Organism: Zophobas morio
Lineage: Eukaryota; Metazoa; Arthropoda; Insecta; Coleoptera; Tenebrionidae
Product: ATP-dependent RNA helicase DDX51-like
Exons: 11
Coding region: 16-1062 (348 amino acids)
Cellular component (GO): nucleus
Molecular function (GO): ATP binding; nucleic acid binding
Source: RefSeq, a predicted model, not a curated record